Prunus armeniaca (apricot) is the source of this 738-nucleotide messenger RNA. Lineage: Eukaryota; Viridiplantae; Streptophyta; Magnoliopsida; Rosales; Rosaceae. The record is from the annotation of a GenBank genome assembly.
AUGGCAGAAAAUUUGACAACCUCUUCUCCUCCUACUGCUGAUGUGGCAAAUCUCAAUUGGUGUUUUGAUUUAGGCGCUACUCACCACAUGACAGCCAACGCUACCUCUCUCCCCAAUGCUCAUCCUUACACAGGUACAGAUAAAAUUAUUGUUGGGAAUGGCAAUCAGUUAGCAAUAACACAUAUUGGCAAUACAAAGUUAACUGGGUUGCAAAAAUCAUUAAACCUUAAUGAAGUCUUGUGUGUGCCUACGAUCCGCAAAAACUUGAUUUCUAUUCAUCGUUUCUGCUGUGAUAAUGAUUGUUUCUUUGAGUUAGAUGCUAAUGGGUUUCAUGUGAAGGACAACAAGACGGGGACGGUACUCCUUACUGGCAGUAGUUCUGAUGGCCUCUAUCAUAUUCAAACAGCCCCUCAUAUUGCUUGUCAAAUUGCUUGUUAUGGAAAGCGUACAACACAGGACGUGUGGCAUGCCCGACUUGGACACCCAUCUCAUUCAGUUUUUACUACAUUGUUGAAUAAGUACCACUUACCACUUGAUGGUACAAUUGUCUCCAAUAAAAAUUGUCAUGUAUGCCCAUUGGGAAAAUCUUGUCGAUUGCCUUUUAAAUAUAGACAAUCUCAUGCUCAAUUUCCAUUAGCUCUAUUACAUCUUGACUUAUGGGGCCCUGCACCAAUCUCCUCAAAUUUUGGUUACCGCUAUUAUUUAUCCAUUGUCGAUGAUAAUACUCGGUUCACUUAG